Messenger RNA from Patiria miniata (bat star), 4252 nucleotides. RefSeq lists its product as uncharacterized. Bases 1 to 2340 code for a protein of 779 amino acids. The transcript is spliced from 9 exons. Gene Ontology annotation, molecular function: protein binding. Lineage: Eukaryota; Metazoa; Echinodermata; Asteroidea; Valvatida; Asterinidae. The record is from RefSeq and is a predicted model, not a curated record.
AUGUCGCCGCCGUCCAAUGUGACCAAAAUCUUGCUGAAUUUAAACUUCGAGGUGCGCUGGAUGACACCGAGCGAUGCAAACAACGAUACAAUGUACACGGUGAAAUACAGCCCCGAUAACAGGAAAUGGUACAUCAUCCCUGAAUGCGCUGCCAUCCAACGCACCGAGUGCGCCAACAUGACACAAUCAUUCCUUGACCUAUUCAACCAAAAGCGGGUAGAAGACGCCCUACGGACGGGCUUCCAAAUCCGCGUCUACCGCCACGACGGACCGCUCCAGUCCGCCUCCCCGUCAACAUCCAUACCUUUUACACCGUACAUGGAAGCUACAAUAAGCGCCCCCAGCAUUUUGAAACUCGACGCAACAAGUGACUCGCAGCGAGUUGGCCUAGUCGCCCCACAGACACCCUUCCCGGAUGGGGCGACUGGGAAGCAUAUCCGCAUGGAUGACACCAGCCUUCCUGGUGUGUCUAAGAUCUACUAUAACUACACACUAUGGCGUACACCAAAUGGCGCAACGGACACAACACUCUGGACUAUGGAGGGGCGAAGCGACGAUUUUCCCGCCAAGCAUGGUAUGCACGACUACACCAGCUUGCAACUGUCCAAUCUCGCGCCCAACACCGAGUAUGUAUUGACCGUUCAGGCGAGGAUAGGACUGGGAGGUUACAGCGCUGACACUGCCACGUUAGUGUGGAAGACACGAGAAGCGGCUCCGUCCGAGGGACCGACCUUGUAUUCUCUGGAGUUCGUGGAAAUUGACUGCAAUGACCCUGACUCUCGUGAUAUCCGAGUCAAGUGGAAGCCGCCUCCACGAAAACAGUGGAAUGGAGACAGUCUUUACUACGAAGUUCGAUUCAGCCGAAUGGAACCCGGAGGAGAACACGUGACCCUAAACGUGACGUCAUCUACAUCAACGACUAUUUACGACCUCAGUCGGUGGGAUAGGUACGACGUCGUGGUAUUCGCCAACACGUCCGCAGGAGGAACAGCCAGUUUGCCGAAAUCUGUUUCGGCAACAGUCGUUGGAAUGGCUAACUCCAAACCUGAAGCAAUAGAAGUUCUAACAGAUCCCUCCGACCCCACACAAGUCAUCGCUUGGGAACCGCCUACAGGAUACCAGCAGUGUAUCCUUGGUUACCGUAUGACGUUGCAGCCAGAGGCAGGGGGCGGGGAGAAGGGCGACCUCAAGAUGGAGGAAACAGUCCUAAAUGGUACAGAGUGGGAGAUCGGCGGUCUGGAGCCGAACACGUACACAGUAGAAGUGGCGGCGAUUGUGAAGACGGGGUUCGAAUCUACCUCACUGGGCGUAGCACGAAACAUCCGUCUGAUCGUUGGGCCGGUGAGGAACGUGGAUGCCAUCAUUACGGCUGUGAUUGUCGUCUGUGUCCUCAUCGUGUGCCUCCUGACGUUCAGGGUCAUCUACCGCAAGAUCAAAAAAUCAUGCAAAGAUGAGAGGUUUAGGAGCCUUAAAGACAACAAAAUCUUGAAACGAGCCACAUCAGAGACGUAUUCCUCACUCCGUCGUCACGUGCCGGAGAAGGAAACAUACGAUCUGCUGAACCAACGGGAACCCCUGGAACGCCAGACGUCAUCACUGUCACGUGGCUCAGGAGAAAGCAACCGAACAACAGGCUCGAGUGGGUACUCCACGGAUACCAAGUCUAGUGCCGUGGAUGACAUCUCCCUGAGUGAUAACGAUGAAGGCAAGGCGCCAGCCGAUGACGUAGUCUCCCCCUCGUGGCUGAGGCAGUCCUCGUCCUCCUCCUUCUCCUCCUCAGAUGACGGAGUCAAGGACAGCGUUUUUGUAGGACUGCUCGAAGUUGCGUCUGAUGAGGUGACUAAUCAAAGGGACUCUGGCGUGCCCAGUCAGUCAUCUUCGCGAGCACCGACUGGUCUACGAAUCACACUCCCAGGCAAAGACUCGGCCGCAGUGGCCUCGGGAUACACACCCGUCACUUCCUGCUGCCCCUCCAGACAGACAUCGGUGAAUGAAGACCCUUCAGCCUGCAGGAAAACCUCAAGGGUUUCCUGCGACUCCGCCCCAACCUCGCCCUACCUUGAGAACUACCCUAUAGGGCGUAGUUUGGACUACACGGUGCUGGCCAGCACGACGCUCGGCCCCUCCCAGCCACACCCACUGGCCAUUGUGAAAAGCAACUCUAGCGAGAACCAGGGACGUGCGAACCAGGGACGUGCGACAUCAGACGCAUCAGACUCCAAUAACGAGAGAGCCACCGUUGCGGUGAAAAAUGACCUCUCCUUCCAGGAUUCGGAGAUUGAAAACUAUUCGAAAUCUCUAUUAGUGCAGAAGAACAGUCCCAAUAUACUGGAUGUUUGAGCUUUCUUAAUCGGGUUGAAAGUGACACAAACCCAGUAAAAUAUAGAUAUGAAUUUCACUGAACAGUCUUUCUAAGAUCUCAGAAUAAUGGGCAGUAUUUUCUUUCAGUGUAUAUGUACCUGACCCGAUCUGCUACAAGAACAGAAGAUACAACUUGUUUGUUUUAGCAAAGUCGUAACAAUUCUUUGUUUUGUAUCCUAUAUGCCCUGAGUGCAUUUUGUGUAUAUAGACCCUAUUGCAGAUUUUUUUGAUAUCGUCGUAAGCGUUUUAAGUCAAAAGUUACAACUUUUUGAUAAUGUACGGAAACGAAACCUAUGGCAUUAUAUACGUAAGAUAACAUUGAGAAUAUUUAAUGUUUGUUCUUUUAUGAAAAAAAAAAGAGAUUUUAGUCCAGACGAGAUACAACAUAAUCGAAUGUAAGAAUUAUUUCGUUAGAGUCGCAGGUGUAUAGCCCUGUCAUAAUUGGUACCAUCUUGUCAGUAUGGCAAUUUUUUGGUCUUAAGUGUCUCCAAUUUAGGGACGUUAUAGGCCUAUUUGUAUUGUACUUAUUUUGCAUUGUAACCUGGUGUACGUGGGUGAAACUCACACAGUAGCAGAAAUUCCAGUCAGACUAUCCAAAUUGCUAUAAGCUUGUCGAUUACUGUGCGAAGGUACAGUGAACCCGACAUUGGCUGCUUCAACUGAAAAAAGAUUGUUGUUAAUGAGUUUUUCACGUGGUAUCACAGGUUGCUAUGAGAUACACGUAUCGUGUUUCUGACGUAUAAUGAUCUGAUAAUAAAAUGGGAAUGAGAAAUAGAUUAAUUUUGGGUCGGUGCAAAUGCAAUGAGAGUAUAGGUGUGAACUAAUGAGCUAGCAGGACUGGUACGGCUAUAAUUAUGGGGAACGGUCCCUUUGGGGAACAUUCCCAUAAGGCUGUGCACCGUAAAUAUUUUCACCGUAAAUACUUUAAUGACCCCUAACCCCAAUUUCCCUCAUCCUACCCCCACGACUUCUGGUACAUCUACGUUUUGGACCAUGAAUAACCGAUCUAUCAUAUUUGCGACAGCAAAAGUUUGCCUCUAAAAUGAGUUGUGACAUUAGGUGGACAUUUUCGGUGUCUCCCUUAGGUAUAACGUAUGACGACAAAUAUCUCCUUAAGGCUACAUUUAACAGGAAUUCCGCUUACGAUGUCGCCAGAUGUUCAUGAAAUUAAUUUGAAGGCCGGUCAUUAUUACCCAAUUAGCGGGAAAUGAAAAGGGCGGCAAAUUCCGCGUUCUGUGCUGUAUCGUAUGGCAAUUAAUUCACUGUACCAUGACUUCGUGUUAUGUAGAAUGAAUUGGUGUGUGCUAAAUAUAACCCUUGCACAGGACCGAUACACUUUAAGAGUUCAUGUUGUACAUUAAUAGAGGUUAAAGUCCUUAUGUACUCCUUUAGCCAACACGAUCCAAUGUACAAAGGCCACUUCAGAUAUUUUUUUUUGUGCCACGCACUUCCCACAUGCUGUACUCGGCGUUGGAAAGAAUGAUUGGACUUUUAUAUUGAGUGGUAUACAAAAUAACAAUAUUCCCAUUUUCGAUUCUGACUGUUUUUCCAUUUAUAUCUUCUACGGCAUGCAUGCAAUCCUAUUCUAUAUAUAUUGUAUAUCCUUGUACAUGAUAAUUAAAAACAUGCGUGAUAUGAUGUCUAUUUUUGCGGGUAAUAUAAUCAUUAUUGUGCAACGGCGGGCAAUAGUGGUAUUGACACCGUAUUAUGUGGCAAAGACAGGUACUGUGUACUUUUUAUAGGAUAUUUUCUUUAUGGGCAUAUUGUUAAGAUUUUGAGUGAUGUUGUGAGGUAAAGUAGAUCGGUUUGUUUCUCUGUCUUGACGAAACAUCAUAAUUUGAAAUGAGAGGGAGUUUCAACAGUUUAUAAAUAAAUGCUAUAUAUGGAAAGA